Messenger RNA from Brassica napus (rape), 1320 nucleotides. RefSeq lists its product as uncharacterized. NCBI's taxonomy places the organism in Eukaryota, Viridiplantae, Streptophyta, Magnoliopsida, Brassicales, Brassicaceae. The transcript is spliced from 2 exons. Gene Ontology annotation, molecular function: nucleic acid binding; RNA-DNA hybrid ribonuclease activity. The coding region runs from base 1 to 1320 and encodes 439 amino acids. The record is from RefSeq and is a predicted model, not a curated record.
AUGGCAAAUUUUUGGUGGGGUUCUGAACCGAACCUGAGGAAGAUUCAUUGGAUCUUCUGGGAUAAGCUCUGCCUCCCAAAAGCUUUAGGUGGAAUGGGUUUCAAGGACCUAGAAUGUUUUAAUCAGGCUAUGUUAGCCAAACAGGCUUGGAAAAUUCUCAACAGACCGCAAUGUCUUCUUGCGAGGUUCUUAAAAAGCAUUUAUUUUGAUGGAGGAGAAUUUCUUUCGGCUCCACUUGGGGGUAGACCUUCCUUUACUUGGAGAAGCCUGUUGUUUGGUAGGGAUCUUCUUCAAAAAGGCUUGCAACACAGAGUGGGUAAUGGGCAGUGUACACGAGUUUGGCUAGACAAAUGGGUGGAUGAUCCGGUUGUGGGCCUUAGGGCUCCAUGGAUUAAGAACAUCACUUUUGAUGCCAACUUAAGGGAAAAAUCUCUCAUUGAUUCUGAAUCGAGAAGAUGGAACCAGCAGAAGCUUGGAGAGUUAUUUAUGCAAAGUGAUGUGGAGAUCAUCACUCUAAAUCAACCUGUGUGCCACAAAGAUGAUUUUUUCACUUGGAUUCAUAACAAGAGUGGCCAAUUCUCUGUUAAAUCUGCAUAUUGGUUGGCUUCUAUGGCAAAGUUUAAAACAAAUUUUCCAGACUCCUUUGAGUUCCCUUCCUUAAAUGGCUUGAAAGAAAGGGUCUGGAAAGUGCAGAAGGUUCCUAAAAUCAGAGUCUUCAUCUGGAAAGCAAUGAGUAGUGCUCUUUCUGUUGCAGAAUUGAUCAAUGCCAGAGGAAUGAAUGUUGUUGUUAGGUGCCAAGCGUGUGGAGAGGAGCCAGAAUCAAUUAAUCACACUCUCUUUGGAUGCCAUGUAGUUAGACAGGUAUGGGCCAUGUCACCAAUUCCGAACCCCCCUGGAGGUUUCCAUGAGUCUUCGGUGUUCUCCAACCUUGCCUUCCUUCUCAACUCAAGGAAAGAAAAGGACUGGGCUGUUACUGAGAAGGCAAUCAAGCCUUUGUUCCGCUCAAAGUGGGAACCGCCACCGUGCGGUUGGCUCAGGUGCAAUGUUGGGGUGGACUGGUGUAAAAGGGACGGUCUUGCUGGAGGUGGCUGGGUCUUGAGGAAUGAGAGAGGUGUGGUCAUCCUUCACAGUCGUAGAGCAUUUUCAGGUUUGCUUAAUAAAGUUGAGGCAAAUUUUGAAAUCCUAAAAUGGGCUGUGGAGAGUAUGAGAAGUCAUCAUAUCUCCAACGUGAUCUUCUCGGGGGAUCUUGAGGAUAUGUUUGGAGCAAUCACAGGACCGGAAGCAUGGCCAUCCUUCCUGUUCUAUGAUGGAGAAAUCUAG